CAGACUUCUGACAGUUGGCCCUUCUUAGGUACUGGAUUUGGUAUCCAAAGGACUUCAGUCAUCCUGUUUAUGCCUCAGGAGUUGGCAGCAUCUCUUUCACAAGGGCCAGGUGUAACAAAGCCUGCAAUUUUCCAGUGUUGAAGGACACUGGGCAUUUGAGCCUUUGAACUCCAUGGAAGACUCAUCUUCCAGAAGCAACUGCCCUGACAUGGAGCACAGCAUUUCGAAAUCCAAAUCCAACCAGAGUGUCUCAGUGAGCUAUUUUCCCCAUGAGGACAGCAUUGAGUGUGAGGAUAUCAUACCCUGUGAAGAGCUGACUGCUGAGGGUUUUUCCUGCCACUUCCUCCCUCCUGUCCAAGAGGGAUGGGGAACCAAAAGUGUAAAGCGACCCAUGGGGAGGCGAAAUCAAAUUCAGCACAAUCCAGAGGAACUUGGCGAAGAAGCCAUCAUUGAGGUCUUGGAUGCUUAUCUGGGCUGCCACCAUGAAGACUCAGGAGCUAAUGCUCUGAGUGAAGACAAUCAGAGGAUGGACCAGUGCCCACAGAGGAGGACCAACCAGACCCUUUGGGACCUAGAUGAUCUAAUGAAAAAUCUUCAGGCCUUUCUAGACAAUGAGAAAGAUGACAAGGACGAUGACACUGUGGUCUCUGAUUCUCAGGAGGAAGAUCUCCAGCUGUCCAACAGGAUCUCUCCCCAUAUGGAUCAGGUCAGUAAUCAAGAACAUGAAGCUUGUCAGGACUUGCCCCCGUGUUGCCCACCAGAAGACAGAAACAUCCACCAGUUCCUAGAAAUGCCUCUUGGGCUUGAGGAUGAUGAAAUUGUUGAGGUGAGCACAGAGCUGCCUCACUGCAGAGCAAGGCAUGGGCCCAGUGGGGGGUGCCAGGUUGGACAGCAUGGAGUCCCCGCACCUGCUGUGAAGCAGAAGUGGACCCCAGUGUCUGCACAGAUUUGCAAUAGGAGAAGGAUGACAGUAAAGAAAGGAGCCAAGCCAGGGACGAGGUGUGGGGAAAAUGCCAAGGAGCAGUGACAGAGGCAAGAGAGGGGAGGAGCAGAGAAGGAGUAAUGAUUAUACAAACGUGUGUGUGUUUAAUGAUUAAUGAGUAAUGAAACUUUGCAUUUACAGUUGGCUAGUUUGGGUAAAAAAUUAAAUUAGAUAUCCACGAAUGACUAAGUAUUGACUCCAUUGCUGCUGACACCGUAUGUCUCUAACUCAUCCUCUUCGCCUUGACAUAUGCAAAGCCAGGAGACUAGCACUACAGUCUGAGCAGUCAAAGGAAGGGAACAAGGGGGACGUGCCCUCAGAUAAGGAAACCACGUUCUGUCGGAAUUUCCGGUUCACCUUCCAGUGGUUCAGAAAGCAACUGGGCUCCUCCCUGUCAGAGAGGAAGCACCCUGAGAGGGCCAACAAGGGGCUCAUUCUGCUGGCACUAAAGAGAAGACAUUUUGGGGGAGGCAACAGAAUCCUACCUCAAGAAUCCCCCUAGUUAGAAAACCCUAUAUAUCCAGAAUUUUCAUCGUUUUGAUAACCCCUAUUGUACA
Ictidomys tridecemlineatus (thirteen-lined ground squirrel) is the source of this 1539-nucleotide messenger RNA. RefSeq lists its product as uncharacterized. The record is from RefSeq and is a predicted model, not a curated record. NCBI's taxonomy places the organism in Eukaryota, Metazoa, Chordata, Mammalia, Rodentia, Sciuridae.